Molecule: messenger RNA, 4930 nt
Organism: Pongo pygmaeus (Bornean orangutan)
Lineage: Eukaryota; Metazoa; Chordata; Mammalia; Primates; Hominidae
Gene: CDKN2A
Product: cyclin dependent kinase inhibitor 2A
Exons: 3
Coding region: 4136-4453 (105 amino acids)
Biological process (GO): negative regulation of cell population proliferation; regulation of G1/S transition of mitotic cell cycle; apoptotic process
Cellular component (GO): nucleus; cytoplasm
Molecular function (GO): protein kinase binding; cyclin-dependent protein serine/threonine kinase inhibitor activity
Source: RefSeq, a predicted model, not a curated record
UUGCCUUUUUUAUUGGAUUGUUGUUUUACUGGAUUAUGUAUUUAUUUAUAUAGUCUAGUAAUUAAUCUUUUGACAUAUAUGAUCAAAUAAUUAUUUUUUAUUCUUGCUUAUGGUAUCUUUUUUCUUAUGACUUUGGGGUUUUGAGUUUGAGCAUGUGCAAUGUUAGGAAAGUUUCUCAUGAAAUUUGGAUAAUCAAGAGUUACCUAAGGGAUAAAGCUAGUGUCAUAGGACAUUAAGUUGGGGGAGGAGGAGAACAAGACAAGGGAUAUUCAGUAAGAUUUUUCUCUCCUAUCCCUGCCUAUGGAAUGAAUUUGCUGAUCUAAAACAGAAAAUUAUUUACCCCUUUUUAAAAAAACUCAAUUAACUCAGGUUUUUAGGCCAGUGGAAGAGAACCCCAAAAACUUCCAAUAUUCAGUGAUUCUGUCUGCAUAAGUGACCCACAGAUAACUCACUCCCUAUUGACCCUGGCCUUUGGGACAACAGAAAAGGCACAAGGCUUGUAGCCCAAAGGCCUGCCUGAUGAUUCCAGCCCUGGCUCUUGCUGGCCAUGAAGUGUUCAAGAUUUGAGCCUUUCUAGGCCUCAUUCUUUCCACCUGUAAAACAGGAGUAAUCAUCCCAAUUUUGAAAGGCCACUGUGAGGAUAAAAUAAGUAAUAUAAGUGAAAGUACAUGCUCAGUUCUUCAUUAUUAAUUUUUUGGAGAGCACAUAGCCAAAAGUCACUCCGAAUUCCAGAAGUAUUUGGAAUACCACAUACCCAUUGUUAUGCUAGAGAGUCAUCUUCACCAUUGUAUUUUGCUGAGACUAAUACUAAACUUAGAAUUCCCCUGCAUACUGCAACUGAAAGAGAACAGGUAUUGGGCAGCGGCAGUGGGGGAAACCAAGAUGGAAUUUAGAUGUUCAAAUUUUAAUAUUUACAUUUUUUGAACAGAGAGCUUACUAUAUAAUUAUCCUCUUGUACAGAUGGCAUUCCUCUGAAAUAAGCAAUUACCCUUAUCCCUAGGUCUAGUUCCUGUGGAGAGAAAAUGAUUCUACUUUGAGCUAUAUGGGUCCAAUAAAUAAAGAUAGAUCCCUCAAUUUAAAUUUGAUCCUCAGAAAACUGAGGGUCAGAGAACUCCUCAGGCAUGAUGGGAUAAUGUGACGGUUAAUUUGGUAUGUCAACUUGGCUAGGCUGUGGUACCCAGUGUUUGAGUCAAAUACCAGUCUAAAUAUUGCUGUGGAGGUAUUUUUUAGAUGUGAUUAACAUUUAAGUCAGUAGACUUUAAAAAGCAGAUUAUUCUCAAUAAUAUGGGUGGUCCUCAUCCAAGCAGUUGAAGAGCUUAAGAGAAAUGACUGAGGUCCCUCAAGGAAGAAGAAAUUCUGCUUCCAGAUUGCCUUUGGAUUCAAGUCUUGCAACAACAACUCUUCCCUGGGUCUCCAAUUUGUCAACCCCACCAUCUUCUGAGACAAUUCCUUAAAAUAAGUAUUUUCUCUCUUUCUCUUUCUCUCUCUCUUUCUCUCUCCCUCCCUCUUUCUCUCCCCCACAUAUGUGUGUGUAGACACAUAAUGUAUGUAUAUAUAAAAUUGUAUGAACACACACAGUCAUGUGCUGGAUAACGAUGCUUCAGUCAACCACAGUCACAUAUUGGUGGUGUCCCAUAAGAUUAUAAUGGAGGUGAAAAAUUCCUAUCCCCUAGUGAUGUCCUAAAGUUGUAGCACAACAUACUACCUUUUCUAUGUUUAGAUAUAAAACUACAUUUUGUUACAAUUAUCUACAGUAUUCAGUAUAGUAACAUGUUGUACAGGUUUGUAGCCUAGGAGCAAUAGACCAUACCAUACAGCCUAGAUGUAUAAUAGACUAUACCAUCUAGGUUUGUAUAUGAUGUUUGCACAACAAUGAAAUCGCCUAAAGAUACAUGUCUGAGAAUGUAUCCCUGUUGUUAAGCAACCCCAUGACGGUGUGUAUAUACAUAUACAUAUGUGUGGUACUGGCACGCACACACACACAAUUGUUUCUGUUUCCCUGGAGAACCGACUGAUAUAGAUAGCGACUUCAAAAGAUGUUUAAUAUGUGCCUUUUCUCCUUUCCCCACCAUGCUUUAUUGCAACAACUAGUUACAUUGUCUAGGCCCAAGAAAGCCUCACCGCCCCCACUCCAUUCCUCCAGUAUCUUUAAAUGACACUAUGCUGGCAUCCGACAUCGUUUUUCUUCCAGGAUGAACUAACCCUUUCUAAAGGGCCCUUCCUCUGUGGGACAGAAAACCUAAUGCCCUCCUACAGAGGCGGAGGCCGGGUGAAGGUGGUGGUAGGAGGGGAACGCUGGGGGCGUGGCAUAGGUGCACAGGAAGACGCAAAAAAGAUCUGGUUCCCAUGGAGCUGACAUUCUACACAACAAACAAGUAAACAAAUACAUAAGUAAAAUAAUCUCUUCGUCCUAAGUGCUAUAAAGGAAAAAAUCACCGUGGUAUGAGGGUGCCUGAAAAGGGAAGCAUUUCUGAGGAGGGGCUACUUCAGAAGAGACCUGAAGGAAAAAGAGCUAGAUUUGUGAAAAGGGAGAAAGAGCAGCCAUACUAGACAGACAGGUGGCAUGUGGCCCCAGCACAAAGCACGGUGUUGGGUAAAUUCUGAGUGAACUCUACCUACCGGGGAGGUGCAUUUGUAAAUAUCUAGAUAGAUAUUUAGAGUGGCUACGUAAGAGUGAUCGCUAAAUCUCACUUUUUCCAAAGGGCCCCCGUUUUGUCUUGGGUUUCUACCGAGGUCCGGCAGCAACGUCAAGUGAUGGGGCGGGGGAUGGGGAAAGAGAAGUCUGCCGCUCCUCUAGGCUACCGCACCGCCUUAAGUGGGUGGCUCGGCCAGUGCAGGCCUCACUUUCCUCCCCUGUAAGGUCAGGGGGGCUUGACGUCUGAUCUGUAAGGCCCUGUCGGCUCACGCUGUGGUUCCACUUCUUCAACUAGGCCACUAGGCCCAAGCGCAUGAACAGGAAGCCACUGAGAAGCGGGCCACAUUUCCAGGUUCCCGGAGCUGGGCCUAGUCCCGUAUCCUCUGGCACACACCCAGCCACUCAGGCCGCGGGUCCAGCCCGCGAGGUUUAGGACAGAUCCAGGCAGACCGCAGGCUCCGAGUCGGGGCACCGGGUCAGCGCGCCGGCCAGAAGGCGGCGUCCUGGGCUCGACUUCCCGCGCGCGGAGAGCCGGCGAGCCCGCGUCCGAGUUCCUGGGCGAGAGCCGAGCCUGGCUUAGACCGCGCAGGACCCGGCUCCUCCACAUUCUCGGGCUGCCCCUGUGUCCUCGACUCACCCCUCCUUUCUGCCGCUCCUUCCUUUCCUUGCCCUGCUUUUACUGUUCCCAAACAGGACCGCUUUUCCUGUCUCCCAGCUGGAAAGGAGGAAGGGAGAGAGUCCAGAAAGCAUCGGUGAUGUGGAAGAAAAGGGGAGGAGGGGACAUGGAGGGGGAGACCGGAGAGAGAACGUACGCCGAGGAGUUAGGCGGCGGGAUCAAGGGGUGUCGGGGUGUCUGGGCGCGGGGCAGAGCGUGGAGGCGGCUGCGGCCAACGGUCGCCAAGACAACCAUUCUACGCCAGGACGCGGCAACAGGAGAGGAGCGGCCCGCGGGGGAGGGGAGCGCGGGGGGAAGAGGAAAGAGGAAGAAGCGCUCAGAUGCUCCGCGGCUGUCGUGAAGGUUAAAACCGAAAAUAAAAAUGGGCUACACACAAAGGACUCGGUUCUUGUCCCAGCUAGGCGCCCUCGCAGACGCGGGCAAAUGGGAGGGGAAGGGGCGCCCGGACCCAGCUGGGACCCCCGGUGCGACUCCACCUACCUAGUCCGGCGCCAGGCCGGGCCCGCAGCUCCGGCAGCGCCAGCGCCACGCAGUGUCCAGAUGUCGCAUCAGAGGCGUGCAGCGGUUUAGUUUAAUUUCGCUUGUUUUCCAAAUCUAGAAGAGGAGCGGAGCGGCUUUUAGUUCAAAACUGACAUUCAGCCUCCUGAUUGGCGGAUAGAGCAAUGAGAUGACCUCGCUUUCCUUUCUUCCUUUUUCAUUUUUAAAUAAUCUAGUUUGAAGAAUGGAAGACUUUCGACGAGGGGAGCCAGGAAUAAAAUAAGGGGAAUAGGGGAGCGGGGACGCGAGCAGCACCAGAAUCCGCGGGAGCGCGGCUGUUCCUGGUCAUGAUGAUGGGCAGCGCCCGCGUGGCGGAGCUGCUGCUGCUCCACGGCGCGGAGCCCAACUGCGCCGACCCCGCCACUCUCACCCGACCCGUGCACGACGCUGCCCGGGAGGGCUUCCUGGACACGCUGGCGGUGCUGCACCGGGCCGGGGCGCGGCUGGACGUGCGCGAUGCCUGGGGCCGUCUGCCCGUGGACCUGGCUGAGGAGCUGGGCCAUCGCGAUGUCGCACGGUACCUGCGCGCGGCUGCGGGGGGCACCAGAGGCAGUAACCAUGCCCGCAUAGAUGCCGCGGAAGGUCCCUCAGACAUCCCCGAUUGAAAGAACCAGAGAGGCUCUGAGACACCUCCGGAAACUUAGAUCAUCAGUCACCGAAGGUCCUACAGGGCCACAACUGCCCCCACCACAACCCACCCCGCUUUCGUAGUUUUAAUCUAGAAAAUAGAGCUUUUAAAAAUGCCCUGCCUUUUAACGUAGAUAUAUGCCUUCCCCCACUACCUUAAAUUUCCAUUUAUAUCAUUUUUUAUAUAUUCUUAUAAAAAUGUAAAAAAGAAAAACACCGCUUCUGCCUUUUCACUGUGUUGGAGUUUUCGGGAGCGAGCAUUCACGCCCUAAGCGCACAUUUAUGUGGGCACUUCUUGCGAGCCUCGCAGCCUCCGGAAGCUGUCGACUUCAUGACAGGCAUUUUGUGAAUUAGGGAAGCUCAGGGGGGUUACUGGCUUCUCUUGAGUUACACUGCUAGCAAAUGGCAGAACCAAAGCUCAAAUAAAAAUAAAAUAAUUUUCAUUCAUUCACUCA